Molecule: messenger RNA, 1275 nt
Organism: Naegleria gruberi
Lineage: Eukaryota; Heterolobosea; Eutetramitea; Acrasida; Naegleriidae
Exons: 2
Coding region: 1-1275 (424 amino acids)
Source: RefSeq, a predicted model, not a curated record
AUGGAUCAAUUAUUAGGACGCAUAGUUGCAUCAAAUCGAUCGGAAUCUUCUAGAAGUAUACUUCGAGUAGCAAUCCCCACAAUAACCUUCCUCACCAAUCCAGUAGUGCGUUCCAUCUUGUUCUACAUGAUUGCUGUAUAUUUUUUUAAUGUUCCCUCGCUUUUUCUUACAUCAUCCUCACCACCGUCGACAUCAUUGGAAAAUAAUUUAAUGAUGAAUGGUAGUGUUGGUAAUAGUAGUAGUGGUAGUAGUGGUGCUGCUGCUGAUGAUAAUUAUCAAUCAAUUAAUGGUGGUGCUAAUGUUCUGUUUAUGAGUGAGCAAAUGGGUAAGAGAUUAUCGGAAGUUGCAUUGGAUAGAGUUGUAAUUUAUGGAUUGAUGGGAUAUGUGGGAAUGGCCUUUUAUAAAUUGAUUACGCCACUGACUGCCUGUUGCUUGUACUUUGUGGUUCCACAUACUUGGUUUAUUGUGUAUUAUAUUGCAAUUAAUGGAAUUUAUUUUGAAGAUUCCCUCCGAAAUACUCUGUAUGCCAUUCUGAUGAUUGUCUCUUGCUAUCAGGUUAGAUAUCACCUAAUUCAUUUGUACAAGACAUUGGAUCAGAUUGAUAGAGAGAGGAGAACAAUGAAUAGUAUUGAACUAUUAAUUACUACAUUGGGAAAUCAGAGGAUCACACGAGUGGCCAAUAAUAUAUCACGAAUGAAUCUUUCACAAUUGAAAAAGUAUAAGGAAUAUUUGGAAAAUGAAUUGGCAAAAGUUGUAAAUCUAUUACCCUCAUUAACGAAUCAAGGAAAUAAUUCACAAGUUGAAAAUGAUAGCAGUACUAGAGCAGUGACCAUUUUAGAGGAUGAUUUCAAUCUUGCUAGUGAAAAUUGUGUCAUUUGUAGAGAUAAUCCAUGUGAAUACAGAUGUAUUCCUUGUCAUCACGUCUGCUUUUGUUCUGGUUGUGUUUCAGAAUUUGCAGAGAAGAUGGAAGACGAAGAGAUGAUUGGAGAUGAGGAUGACUCUGGAUUUUUCACUCAAAAACCUGAAAUUUUCUCAUUUGAUAAGAUUCUUGUAAAUAAUUCUUGUCCAAUUUGUAGACUCCAAGUACACAAGCUCGAAUAUUACAAGCCAAUGAAGAAUUAUGUAAUGGAACGAAAUACUUUAACUAGAGAUCAAUUUCACUCAGAUGGUUUAUUAAGAGCCUCUAAUGAAAUUUUCAAGUUAGGACUCUACUGUAGAGAAAGACCCGAUGCUGUGGAAAAGUUGGUACACUGUGAUAGAAAAAACUUUGAAUAG